GUUGUCUUUCGCUCAGUUCCGAUUUGUCGAUGGUCGCAGAGAGACAUGAGCGGUGACUAUGAAAGCGACUACAUUAUGCGUGCCAGGAAGCAGCGCGAUAAGCAGCCACUCUGGGACUCUUUCCAGGACCCCCCCGCCAAAAAGACGAGCGGCUCCGAUGCGGACUGGAAGACGUUGCAGUUCUUCUUGAAGCUCUUCAAGCUGCUCGUUUUCCUCCUGGUCUUCGCCGUUGUUCUGGCCUCGAGUGUGGUGGCCAAGCUGCUUUAUCUCUAUAUGGCUGGCAAUACCAGUGGCAGCGGAAGCAGCGCCGCUACCAAGGUGCAUGUUUGCAGCAAAUACCUUCUGCUGCACGGCGAGGUGGUGGCCGUGCCCAACAAACUGGAACAAAUCGCCUGGGUGUGGGCCCUGAUCUUUGCCUUUGCCGCCCCCGAAGUGCUCACCUUCCUGCGCGCCCUCCGCAUCUGCAUGUUCAAGCGCGAGCACCGGCCCAGCGGACUGGAAGUGGCUCUGGUCACCCUCUUUGAACUGCUGCACGUCGUCGGCCUGGCCCUGCUCACCUUCACCGUGCUGCCAGCAUUGGAUCUGACGCGUGGAGCGAUGCUGGGCUGCUGUGUCUGCUUUGUGCCCGCCCUGCUCAAUCUGCUGACGGGCACCCGUAUCCACUGGAAGUCGGUGGACAGUCUGGUCUUGGCCCUCUCCAUUCUGGCCGUGAUGGCGCUGGGCAGUGUCUUCCUGCUCUGGCCAUCGAUGAGCUCUCAGCUGGAGGUGCAGCUUCUGGCCAUUCCCCUGCUGCUCGUCUCAUUCCGCUGGUGGGAGAACUUUUCCAACACGCACGAGGCUAUUGCCUACAUCAUUCGCACCAUCCGCUGCACCCGCUCUCGCUACCACACGUACCUCUACCUGGCACCGCUCAAAGUCCUGGUGUUUGCCACAACGGCCUUCCUCCUGCACGGCCACAACUUCCUGGAGUACUUCAGCCUGUUCUUGGACGCCUGGCGAACCCAUCUCAUAACCCUGGUGCAGAGCAGCAGCGGCAGUGGCAGAAGCGACGACCUCGAUGCACUACAUUUAACAGAAUCCUCCGCGUCGCAGGAGAACGGCAACGGCAGCUCGUUUAUCAGGACAGAGUCGAGAGCCUCACAGUACACGAUGCAAUCCAAUCCGAAUGCGGUGGUGUACGCUUUGAUGGUGCAGGUGGCGGCCGCGUACCUGUGCCACGUUUUUGGCAAGUUUGCCUGCAAAAUCAAGAUCCAGGAGUUCAGCUACGCCCUGCCCCUCACCCUGGCCAUGCCGGCGACCGUAGCUCUGGCCACCCUCCUCGCCUACCUUCGUGCGGCAAAUCCUUGCUCGCUGCACGGACUCAUCCCGGACUACCUCACGCUGCAGUCGCUGGCUGGCAGCCUGGAGGAGCUGGGCCAGAGCUGCCUGGACUACGUCCUGUGGAUGUGGCCGCUGUGGUGGCUGGCCCAGGUGUGGACGUGCCUGCACAUCUGGCAGCCUCGCCAAGACAAGAACGCCCAGACAGAGAAGCUUUUCGUUUGUCCCUGGUACAGCGGCCUGCUGGUGGAUCAGUGCGGCAUGAUGAACCGAAGGAUUGUUGACUGGAGCGAGGAAUAUCUAGCCAUCAAGAGCGACCUAACCACACCCAGGGAGCCGGUGAUGGCUCUGGCAUCAGAGCUGAAUGCUAGCAGGGACAUUCUGGAGGAGGACAAGAUACCGCAACUGAUUGUUUGCGCAACAAUGUGGCACGAGACGGAGGAGGAGAUGAUGGAGUUCCUCAAAUCAAUUGUCCGCCUGGAUGAGGAUCAAUGUGCACGCCGCAUGGCAAAGACACACCUAAACGGCGGCAAGGCGGACGAUGAAUACUACGAACUGGAAACAAACAUUUUCUUUGACGACGCCUUUGUGCUGGACCCGCGUCAGUGCCAGAACAAACGAAACCCGCCAGUCAACGAGUACGUAAAGACACUCACCCGGACCAUAGACAAGGCCGCCUUUGAGGUGUACGGCGUGAACGUCCGGCUGAGGCCGCCACUGAAGAUAGAGACCCCGUACGGGGGCCGUCUGGUGUGGACACUGCCAGGACGCACCAAGAUGGUGGCCCACCUCAAGAACAAGGACAAGAUCCGGCACAAGAAGCGCUGGUCGCAGGUCAUGUACAUGUACUACCUGCUGGGCUACCGCAUCAUGGAGACGGAGCAGCUGUCGCCGCGUCGCAAGGCUGUGAUUGCGGAGAACACAUUCAUCCUGGCCCUGGACGGAGACAUUGACUUCCAGCCGCGCGCCGUGCAGCUGCUCAUUGACCGCAUGAAGGCCGUGGACGAACUGGGCGCCGCCUGUGGGCGCAUCCAUCCCGUGGGCAGGGGUCCGAUGGUGUGGUACCAGCGCUUCGAGUACGCCAUCGGCCACUGGCUGCAGAAGGCCACGGAGCACGUGAUCGGCUGCGUGCUGUGCAGCCCCGGCUGCUUCAGCCUCUUCCGGGCCAGCGCCCUCAUGGAGAACAGCGUGAUGAAGCGCUACACGCUGGUCACAUCGGAGCCCAUGAAGAUGGUGCAGUACGACCAGGGCGAGGACCGUUGGCUCUGCACGCUGCUGCUGAAGGCCGGCUCCCGUGUGGAGUACUGCGCCGCCUCCGACGCCUACACCCACGCCCCGGAGAGCUUCAACGAGUUCUACAAUCAGCGCCGUCGCUGGGUACCCUCAACGAUAGCGAAUAUCUUUGACAUCCUGGCCGAUGCGGACACCGUGGUGCAGAAGAACAACUCGAUAUCCACGAUGUACGUGUGGUAUCAGGGCAUGCUGAUGAUCGGCACUGUCCUCGGGCCCGGCACCAUCUUCCUCAUGAUGGUCGGCGCUCUGGUGGCUGUCUUCACCAUCAACAUCUGGACCGCCUUCCUGUGGAACUUCUUCCCCAUCCUCUUCUUCAUUCUGUCCUGCGUGUAUCUCAAGCAAAAGUUCCAGCUGCUGAUUGCCUUCGUGAUCAGUGCCCUCUACUGCCUGGUCAUGAUGGCUGUCCUCAUUGGCAUCAUUGUGCAGAUCCUCGAGGAUGGUCCUUUGGCUCCUGCCUCGCUCUUCUUCCUGCUGGUGGCAGUGCAAAUCACAAUUGCAGGCUUUAUGCAUCCCCAGGAGUUCUGGGCGCUGCUCUGCGGCGUCAUCUAUUACAUCACCAUUCCCUCAAUGUACAUGCUGCUCAUGAUCUACUCGGUGUUCAACAUGAACGAUGUCUCGUGGGGCACGCGCGAGGCUCCUGUGCUCAAGGACGAUGACAAGGAGGCGCAGAAAGAUGCGGAGAUCCAUCUGCCGGGCUGGCUAAAUGAUCCGCUGCUGAUCAACUCCGAGCUGGGGGAAAUAUCGCUCAUGGAGCAGAGAUUCUGGAAGGAUGUGAUCAAGCAGUACCUCAAGCCCCUCGAGCUGAGCCGCGAGCAGAAGCAGUCCAUGGCCGACGGCCUGCGGGAGCUGAGGAACAUGAUCGCCUUUGCCUUUGUGAUGGUGAACGCCAUCUUUGUGCUGAUCGUGUUUCUGCUGCAGCUGAAGAAGGAGUUCCUCCACCUCAAGUGGCCCAUUGACCCCACGGACUUUGUGUCCUUCGAUCGGGAUAACCUGCAGGUUGGCAUCUACCGACAGUACAAGGAGCUGGACCCCAUUGGCCUGUGCUUCGUGAUCUUCUUUGGCUUGAUUUUGAUCAUCCAGUUCAUUGCCAUGUUCUUCCACCGCUUUGCCACCAUGUCCCAGCUGCUGGCCACCACCCAGGUGGACUGGUUCCGUUCCGGCGGGCAGUUCACUGACGCAGAUGCCGCCCUGGAGCUGAAGGGCAGCGCCGUCAACAUAGCCAGGCGCCUGCAGCGCCCCAAGAGACUCUUCGACGACGACGAGGAGGAGCACCACUACGACGAGCUGCUGCUGGACCCCGAUGGAGAGCACAGGGAGAGCAUGGUGCGGCGGCAGACCAUCUUCCGGCUGCACGAGACACGCAACAAGCAGCAGAGCGACUACAUCAAUCUGGUGUUCAACUUUGAGCGUCGCUUCUUCGGCGAAGACGAUCUCAACCUCAAGAACCUGGCGCUCAAUCGAAAGUCCGUGAAGCUGCUCCAGGAGCGUCGCUCUGUGGCCAAGUUCAAUGCAGCUGCCACGCCGGGGGGCACACCCACACCCAAGACGGGCACACGUCCACCCCCCCUGCCCCUGGCCAAGAAGGUGAGCUUCGGCAAUCGGAGUAGCAUGCAGCUCUAUGACAAUGGCGGCUACGAGCACACCGAGUUCUAGCUUGCAACACACAAGUAUUACCCAGAGAAUCUUCCAACUAUCUACAAUAUCUACUCGUAUCUUUAUCCUACAUACUCGUAUAGUUUUAUGUAUCUGCUUG
This is a messenger RNA of Drosophila subobscura, 4363 nucleotides long. It is a transcript of the gene Chs2, whose product is annotated as chitin synthase chs-2. Gene Ontology annotation, cellular component: cell septum; cell periphery. The record is from RefSeq and is a predicted model, not a curated record. Bases 46 to 4263 code for a protein of 1405 amino acids. Gene Ontology annotation, molecular function: chitin synthase activity. Lineage: Eukaryota; Metazoa; Arthropoda; Insecta; Diptera; Drosophilidae. The transcript is spliced from 10 exons.